Molecule: messenger RNA, 944 nt
Organism: Phytomonas sp. Hart1
Lineage: Eukaryota; Euglenozoa; Kinetoplastea; Trypanosomatida; Trypanosomatidae
Source: the annotation of a GenBank genome assembly
GACUAGUUAGCAUCUAAUGAAACGUUCCCGUGCCGUCUACGAAGAUUCCGCCGGUGAACGAGCCAUAAAAGUAGAAAAAUUUAUCCGAAAUUUGCACUUUUCCGUUCCGUUAUACCGUUUACGCCAACAAAGUGAGCGCCGUCCAUGCCCGAAGUGCCAGAAACGCCGUUUCUACUACUGCUAUGACUGUCUAACGGUAACGCAUCCGGAAAGCCAUCCACCUCCCCUUUCUCUUCCUCUAAAUGUCUACGCCAUCUUACACGCCGGGGAGCUGCGUUCAAAGAGUACCAGCGUUGCCGCAUCCACCAUUUCGCCGGAUUUGCAUAUUAUUGAGUACCCGGAGAUCCCAACGAAUCUUAAACCGGAAAACACUUUAGUCCUCUACCCCAGUAGCGAUAGUGUCGAGUUCGAGGCAGUUGAAUGCUUAGAAAAGUACACAAACGUCAUCUUCGUGGAAAGCACUUGGCAGAAGAGUAAAUCAAUUGCUCAUGACAGUCGACUGAAAAAUUUUAAGCGCGUUCGGAUAAAAGAACAGUCUUCUUUAUUUUGGCGUUUUCAAAAUAACGAUCCAACUUAUCUAGCAACCGUCGAGGCGAUCUAUUACACCCUUCGUGAAUAUGUGAUUCAUACGAACAAAGUAAAAGCGGCAAAAUCAAAAUUCGGCGACUCUAAGGUGUGUGAUGAUGAAAGUUAUUACUCGGGUGAGGUUGACGAUAUUUUGUUUUACUACAUCAAUCAGUACAUCGGAGUACAACAGCGAUACUCUGGGAAUUCCCCACUGAAAUACACAGAUCGCCAUUUUGAAGGAUACAUUCUCGAGAAGGCUAGUUGGGAUACACUAAUUGCUCCCCCAGAGACUAAAUCCACUUAUUGAGAUCAGAUCAGAUCUUUCUUCUUCUCACUGUCGGGUAAACAUUAAUCCUUUAUGAGUUUGAGGCCCAAUG